Anopheles coustani is the source of this 869-nucleotide messenger RNA. It is a transcript of the gene Lsm12a, whose product is annotated as protein LSM12 homolog A. The record is from RefSeq and is a predicted model, not a curated record. The transcript has 5 exons. Lineage: Eukaryota; Metazoa; Arthropoda; Insecta; Diptera; Culicidae. The coding region runs from base 73 to 636 and encodes 187 amino acids.
CUGAAGUCAGAAACGCAGCGGACAGCAGAAAACUAAACGCAACGCUAGGUAGAAAAUAAAAACACCGUCGUAAUGGCUGGUCUGGUCCAGGACUGUUUCUCCAUUGGGAGCACGGUGGAGUGUACAACCUGCUACAACGCUAACAUCGAGGGCGAGGUGCUGGCAUUCGACCAGCAAACGAAGAUGCUCAUACUAAAAUGCCCGUCGGCUAGUAAUUCUUCAAAACUGAAUGACGUUUAUAUCGUCAACCUGGCGAUGUGCAGCGAUGUCCAGGUGAAAAAGGAAGCAUGCAAAUCUCCGGAGCCACCAUUAUCGUUAAACCUGCAGCGUCUGAGCACCAGGGCUAGAAAUCAGGUGGAACAGAAAAAGUGUCAGUUUUCUGCGCUUGCUGCCGGCGUCAGCCCAGAAGGCCAGAACCUCUUUAUGGCUAUUGCACGCACUAUCUCUCAGGUCACCUGGUCUGGUCCAAACAUUGUGGUUUUCAAAGACGUCACGAUAACACCUCCAUAUAAAGUAGACAACGUGAAUGGUCCCCCGGACCGACAGCUAAGCUACGUGAAGAAAAUUGUGGAAAAACAUUCGGACGAUCAAGCCGGCAUCACUAAAAGCACAUCGGCCGACAUCGCUGCCAACUGAUUCGGGCGAAAGAGGAAUGCGUGGCACCAUGGAGUGAAUAGGGGUGGGGGAUGGUGGUAGCCAGGCGAGAACGCAGAGAGUUUACGUUUGUUCGAAUGUGGUACUUGUAAAAGCCCCGGACGGACUGUGUGCUUGCGUGAUGAAUGCAGGUGGAUAGGAUCACGGUAUGGUUAUGCGAUUAGAGAAGAAUAGAUCGAGUAAAAUCACGAAAACACGGUGAACGGUGAGCUAUA